Molecule: messenger RNA, 665 nt
Organism: Pieris rapae (cabbage white)
Lineage: Eukaryota; Metazoa; Arthropoda; Insecta; Lepidoptera; Pieridae
Gene: CSP16
Product: ejaculatory bulb-specific protein 3
Exons: 3
Coding region: 127-450 (107 amino acids)
Source: RefSeq, a predicted model, not a curated record
GAUGUUACGGCAUCACCAACUUGGUUUGGUCGGCAUUCUCUCGUGGCGUACGCUGAAUACAGACAACUUCAACGUGCAAUAUUAAGUAAUAAAAUCCGGAAUAAAGGUGUUCAAGUAACUGACAGGAUGCAGGCCGCACACAUAUUCGUGUUAUGUGCAUUAGUAGCUACUUGCAUCGCCGAGACACAACGGCCGCCAGUCUCAGAUACAGCACUAGAUGACGCUCUCAAUGAUAAGCGUUUCAUACAACGACAGCUGAAAUGUGCGCUUGGUGAAGCGCCCUGUGAUCCAAUUGGGAAGAGACUAAAGACAUUAGCACCAUUGGUCCUACGAGGAGCAUGUCCCCAGUGCUCGCCGCAAGAAACAAAACAAAUACAACGUACGCUUUCGUAUGUUCAAAGAAACUUCCCACAACAAUGGGCUAAAAUUGUACGUCAGUAUUCUGGCUAAAGCUGGAAUUAGCUAACGAUAAGGAAAUACUUAUAUUUAUACUUAUAAUUAUGAAAGUACAUUAUGACUAUGAGACGUGACAAAAAUCAAGACGUAGCCUUUGUAGCAUAAACGCGGGAAAUUGUCCGUAGAGGUAUCAUUAUUAAUAAUGAAAGUUUUUGCGAAAUAUCAUAAAUAUAGAAUAUUAUACUAAGUACGCAUACAGUAUUCCAUCA